AUGCUCGACUUUCUCAAAGCUAAAGUAAACAGCAAGUCCGACCCUCGGACGGAGAAUGCCAAAUCCCACGGCCUGCCCGAAGGCAUGCUAGUCCAGGUACACUAUGCAUCGCGUGACGUCGCCAUCCCAGACGACUUUCUCUCGCUCACAGCCCCACCCCCAGACGCCCAGCCUGUAACCAUCAAGCCUGUCGACUGGGCGGCGAGCGCACUCCCGGAGUACGACGGUCUGUACGCCGUCGUGCUGGAGAAUGUGCUCUCGCCGAGCGAGUGCGAGACCCUCAUCAAGCUUGCCGAGUUGAGCAGUGUCGACGUCCCCGCCACAUACCCGACGGGCGAUGUCGAGAAGAACCCAUGGAAGCCCGCCAUGGUCAACGCCGGGUCCGGGUUCGAGGUCCUCGACACCAGCUACCGCAACUCCGACCGCAUCGUCUGGGACCAGCAGGAGGUUGUGGACCGGAUCUGGCGACGGUGCCUGCAGGGGGAGGCGGGCGAGGUGCUGAGGAAGAAAAUGGAUGUGCUGGACGGCGAUGAGAAGGUCGGAGCCUGCAGGUUGAGGGGCAGGAACUGGAUCGUUGAGAGGCAGAGGUGGGAAUUUAGGCGCUUGAACCAGAGGAUGCGGUUUUUGAAGUACGGCCCGGGACAAUACUUCAGGCCACAUUGUGACGGCGCAUUCAGCGAGGAGGUUGACGGGAAGAUCUUCAAGACCUUCUUUACGAUCCAUCUAUACCUCAACGACUCGGUGGCCGAGGCUGGAGAGAGUGCUGGACUUGUGGGAGGGGCGACGUCUUUCUUGUCGGAUGACGCCAAGAGCAAGGUCGACGUGAAUCCAAAGGCAGGCAGAGUGUUGAUCUUCCAGCACCGUCGGUUGUACCACUGCGGCGAUGAUGUCGUGAGGGGUACAAAAUACACGAUGAGGACUGACAUCAUGUACGAGCUGAUUAGGCGCACAGAUGUAGAGGACGAGGAGCAGCAGAAGGAGGAAUAG
This is a messenger RNA of Diaporthe batatas, 987 nucleotides long. RefSeq lists its product as uncharacterized. The record is from RefSeq and is a predicted model, not a curated record. NCBI's taxonomy places the organism in Eukaryota, Fungi, Ascomycota, Sordariomycetes, Diaporthales, Diaporthaceae. Gene Ontology annotation, molecular function: procollagen-proline 4-dioxygenase activity; L-ascorbic acid binding; iron ion binding. Bases 1 to 987 code for a protein of 328 amino acids. Gene Ontology annotation, biological process: peptidyl-proline hydroxylation to 4-hydroxy-L-proline. Gene Ontology annotation, cellular component: endoplasmic reticulum. The transcript has 2 exons.